UGCGCGGAGCGGGGCUGGUGCUCGCCGCCUGCGCCCGGAGGGGCGCGCUCCGGACCGGCGCAGCUCGCUCCGCGUCCCUCUCCUCCCGGCUCCCGCCUGCGGUCGCGGGCCGCGCCAUGGGGAAUGUGCCAUCUGCGGUGAAGCACUGCCUCAGCUACCAGCAGCUUCUCCGGGAGCAUCUCUGGAUCGGGGAUUCAGUGGCUGGGGCGCUCGACACUGCGCAGGAAACAUCUCAGUUAUCUGGACUCCCUGAGUAUGUUAAAAUAGUAGAAGUUGGACCUAGGGAUGGAUUACAGAAUGAAAAGGUUAUAGUUCCUACAGAUAUAAAAAUUGAAUUUAUCAAUCAACUUUCCCAAACUGGCUUGUCUGUAAUAGAAGUGACCAGCUUUGUGUCCUCCAAAUGGGUACCACAGAUGGCUGAUCACACUGAAGUGAUGAAAGGCAUUCAUCAAUACCCAGGAGUUCGGUAUCCUGUCCUUACUCCUAAUCUUCAGGGUUUUCACCGUGCUGUUGCUGCUGGAGCUACUGAGAUAUCAGUUUUUGGUGCUGCAUCUGAAUCCUUCAGCAAGAGGAAUAUUAACUGUUCUAUUGAAGAAAGUAUGGAGAAAUUUGAGGAGGUCGUUAAGUCUGCAAGGCACAUGAAUAUUCCAGCACGAGGGUAUGUGUCUUGUGCCCUGGGCUGUCCAUACGAAGGAAACAUCACACCACAAAAAGUGACAGAAGUAUCUAAGAAACUGUAUGGCAUGGGCUGUUAUGAGAUUUCUCUCGGAGACACCACUGGAGUGGGAACUCCAGGAAGCAUGAAGAGAAUGUUGGAGAGUGUCAUGAAGGAAAUCCCAUCUAGUGCUCUUGCUGUUCAUUGCCAUGACACAUAUGGACAAGCCUUAGCAAAUAUCCUUACGGCCCUUCAGCCAAAGGACAUAAUGUUCCUGGAAGAAUCCAUGGCUUACAAUUGGAACUAUGACUUAAAAAAAGAGUUGAGUGUAUAUAUAUAUAUAUAUAUAUAUAUAUAUAUAUAUAUAUAUAUAGAGAGAGAGAGAGAGAGAGAGAGAGAGAGAAGCAUGAUUUACAGUAUAAUAAACAUGUUCUCUUAAUGUUAAAAAUGUAUUUUUAAUUGUUAUGUAUUUUAUCACUGGAAGAAUAUAUUAGAAGCACAAAAUAUGUUCUUUGAUUCAUCUAACACUUAUAGACUGCCUGUCUACCAUGUGCAAACCUGUGCUAUAAAUGUAUGACAUUUGGCAGGUGUAAUAUUAGCACCCUGAAUGACAUUUUAUUGAAACUUUAUAGGAAGCUCUUAAGCAUCUCUCAUUUCCUUUAUAGUUAGGAGAGUAACCAUGUACUCUAUCCUUCCUCUUUUUUAAAAAAGAGUAUCUUUCUUUACUCUCCAAGUAAGACUUCAAAGGGGAAUAUUUUAACAAUUCACUUUUCAAAUAUGACAAGUGAGACCCAUAGAAGUAAAGUAACACUUCCAAAGUCAAAUACCUAAUUACUGAAGAACUAAAAGCAAAACCAAAGGCCAUGUAUAUCAUGUUCCCCUAAACCUUGUCUGGUGUGAAACAAUGUUUAUAAAUAUGUGGUUGAUAGAAGGAACAAAAACUUGGGUAAAAUUAAUUUUGAGUGUUUUCUGACUUCAAUUGUCAUUUGUCUCUGGUAAAGUGAAAAUGAGUUCUUUGUGUACAUAAAUAAUUCACCUUUGAGUUAAAAUCAACUUGAAAGUCAUAUUUUUGGUUUUUACAUAUAUUGCAAUAAGCAACUAGCACAUUUUGCAUAGAUAACUAUAUAGUGCUGUAAUUCAUUUUGUAUAAAGUUUUGGAUUUCUCUUAUACUUAGUGAGAUAUGAUGAUUGGAAGAAUUCCACCUCUGUAAAAUUUCAAAUACAGCUUUAGAGAAACAUGCAUGCAUUUGUUAGAUGGCUUACAAACUUUUGAUAUAAAUUCCUUCUGGACAUGUGAGAUGAUGUGAGUAAUUGAUACAAGACUAGGCACUGGCCUGAAAUACUGAGCAAGAACACACAUAUUUCUAUUAAGAAAUAUAAUAGUACUUACAGAUGUCUUAUGGACAUUAGCUGUAAAGAAGAUUCUGAGAGUUCUAAAUUACACAUGAAUUAUGUGAUAUGGCUGAAAUAUAUGUACACACAUUCCCACCAAUAGCUCCGUAUAGACAUGCAGAUCUAUAUGUAUAUACAGCUACCUUAAAAAUAUUCAAUAAUGUAGCGUUUGACUGAAAGUUAAAAAGUAUUUGUGUGCGUACAUAUCAUGAUCUUCAAAAACCCAUUCUACUAACCAUCUAGGUUUAUAAUACUGCAUCUAGCCUUUAUCUUUGCCCCCAUAGUGAGUUGUACGUACAUGGAAACCACUUAAUAUGUUUAAAUAAAUAGUAAAUGAAUGGUAUUUUGGAUACUUCUACAAAAUUCUGCUACAUAGUGGAAGGAAUUGAGUGAAUGUAAAAUGUCAAUAAACAGGAAACUGUCAUUAACAAGUUCA
Canis lupus familiaris (dog) is the source of this 2483-nucleotide messenger RNA. RefSeq names its product 3-hydroxymethyl-3-methylglutaryl-CoA lyase like 1 (gene HMGCLL1). Gene Ontology annotation, molecular function: hydroxymethylglutaryl-CoA lyase activity. NCBI's taxonomy places the organism in Eukaryota, Metazoa, Chordata, Mammalia, Carnivora, Canidae. The transcript is spliced from 8 exons. Gene Ontology annotation, cellular component: endoplasmic reticulum; cytosol. Bases 117 to 1094 code for a protein of 325 amino acids. The record is from RefSeq and is a predicted model, not a curated record. Gene Ontology annotation, biological process: L-leucine catabolic process; ketone body biosynthetic process.